UGAAGACAGAACAACCGUAGACAGACAAUAUCGUUAGCCGACCUUGAGCUCUCAUAUAAUGGGAAAUCAAUAACUAAGGCUCUUAUUUCUGUCAUAUUAGUUGUUAGGAGAUAAACAGUAUAUUGGAUGACGUUUAUCCCAUUUAUUACCAUUUGAAUCAUUUAAAACUGGUUAAAAGUUUGAUUUGGUAUGUCAACUUUAAAUGAACCACAUAGAAAAUUGAAAUGUCUCUAUGCAGGAUUCAUAUGUAUCGAAUCUAAACUCGGUAUGAGAACAAUGAAUCAGGCUAUUCAAACUGUACUAAAGAACAUACAUCCAAAUCAAUGGCUUCCAGUAUAUGUUUCGAUUUCUCCAUCAACAGUCAAUUUCUUUUAUCAAAAACAUAUUGUUGUAAAUCUUCGCGUUUGCUCAGUUCCAUUUUUUGGGAUUUACAAUAAAGAUGAAAAAAUUUGUGGUAUUAUACAACAUACAGCUGAUAAUUUAUUUUUAUGUCAUGUUUUAACUUGUCCAAUAAAUGCUAUGGAAUUAUGUAAAACACUUAAAGCAGCUUGUGAAUUACGCUAUCAACAAUGUGUGGACUCAAGAAUGUUUAACAAUCACAAACCAAGUAAUAACUCAUUAGAUGAAUCAAAAACGAGAUUAGUAGAACAUUCAGAUAAGCAAAUAAAGAAUGAACAAAUUUUACACAUGAAUAUCACCAGUCAACUGGAAAAAGUAAAGUGUGGAUUAAUUCGAAGAAUCUAUCAACAGAAAAACUGGAUUAAAUUUAAUUUAUUACCCUACUCAAGUGAUGUAAGUCUAUCGGAUAAGCCAAAAUUUUACGAUAAGUAUAAUCAAGAAACUACGGACUUUCAUCAUUUAUUAUAAUUUAUAAAACUGUACAUUAAUUACUGCUAUUCUUGAAGACGAUGUUAGUAAUAUAAAUGUCUUACUUUUUAGACAGUCACUUUAAUGAUGUUUAAAAAAUUGCAUUGAACAUGAUCAUUUUCUUUAAAUUUUUGAGACUGUGUGCAGAAAAAAACCUAACCAGCAUAGGUAAUAAGCAGAAUACCACAUCUGACUACAUGAAACUGUAGUGAAUAGAACACAAGUGGAGGACAAUCAAACGUAUUUGGUAACAAAUUACAGAACCAGUUGGUAAAAUCUAACAACCAAAUAGUAAAUCGUUAAUUUGCAAAAUAUCAAUCCAUCAUAUCAAACUGG
Schistosoma spindalis is the source of this 1203-nucleotide messenger RNA. Lineage: Eukaryota; Metazoa; Platyhelminthes; Trematoda; Strigeidida; Schistosomatidae. The record is from the annotation of a GenBank genome assembly.